AUGACAACUUCGCCAACUCUUGCAACCAAAACUACAUCCAAAGAAAGUCUAUUAUCAUCAGAUUCUUCACCAUCUAAAAUUAUCAAUCAUGAAUACGAAACUAGGCAGAGACUUGAGUCUAAUUUUGCUAUGGUAAUGAUGAACGGAGGAGAUUCAGGAACUGGCAAAGGUCUAGUACACUACCUCAUGAACCCUCGCGAACUUCGAGAAGAUCAUCCAGUUUGGCAUUACUUCUACCUCUGUACCUUAAUAUUCGCUGCAUUUGUUUCGUUAUUUAUUGGUCCUGUAAUUUUUGGUAUGCUGGCAGCCAUUGGUGGCAUUGUCGUAUUUGCAGUUGUUUGCAUUGUUGCGCUUGUUAGAAUACUUGGAUUGAGUGCCGAAUGGGUUUUGGAUACCCUUUGGUACGGAGGAAAUGAUUUAUUAGAAAUUAGCAAACAACAGAUUCUUACAUUGUGUAACAUUCCCAACGGUAUGUUUGGUUUAUCCAGUUUCAUUAUCUGUUGCUGUUCUCAGACAGCUUUUCUAAUGUUAUUUGCUAGUGAUCGAGACGUUGCACAAUCGUUCGUUGAUUAA
Racocetra persica is the source of this 573-nucleotide messenger RNA. The record is from the annotation of a GenBank genome assembly. Lineage: Eukaryota; Fungi; Glomeromycota; Glomeromycetes; Diversisporales; Gigasporaceae.